Molecule: messenger RNA, 810 nt
Organism: Aureobasidium melanogenum CBS 110374
Lineage: Eukaryota; Fungi; Ascomycota; Dothideomycetes; Dothideales; Saccotheciaceae
Product: RTA1 like protein
Exons: 3
Coding region: 1-810 (269 amino acids)
Cellular component (GO): plasma membrane; fungal-type vacuole
Source: RefSeq, a predicted model, not a curated record
AUGUUAGAAUCAUAUAAAAUCAUCUAUGGAUAUGUUCCAUCUCUCGUCCUGUCUAUCAUUGCUAUAGCUCUAUUUGCCGUUGGCUUUGUUGGACAUGUCUUUCUUCUAUCCAAGUACCGUACCUGGUACUUCAUCCCCAUCGCCAUAGGCACCGCAAUGGAAAUCAUCGGCUACAUCUUCCGCAUCCUCUCCAACGUCGACAACCCCUAUGCAGUAGCCUACUUUGUUGCUCAGUACUUCUGCAUUGUCGUCGCACCCGUCUUCUUCAGCGCAUCCAUCUACUCCAUCGCCUCCGUCUUGACAAACUUCUACGGUCGUCACUGUUCUCCUCUACCGCCAAAACUCAUCCUCUGGGGCUUUGUAAGCUGCGACAUCAUAGCCACAGUCCUCCAAAUCGUCGGCGCUGCAUUGGUGGGAACAGCCUACUCCAACCGCGAAGACCCGACCGAUUACAACACCAUCUUAUUCUCGGGCCUCUGUUUCCAAGUGGUCUCCUUUGCGCUGUUUCUGAUUGUGCUGGUGUGUAUUCUCGUAAAGACAAGAAACAGUGUCCACGGUGUGUCGCGUGGGUUCUUGGUUGCCUUUGUUGUUGCGUCUUUGGCUGUGUAUCUACGCACAUGCUUUAGAUUGGCAGAGACGGCUCAGGGUUUAGAGUCCGAUUUGGCUACUCACGAGGUUUACUUUGGAUGUUUGGAGUUUGCGCCCAUGGUCGUGGCGGUGUUUUUGCUUAUGUGUGGGCAUCCUGGAAGAUUCCUUAAAGGUGUGUCGAUGGUUAGAGUCAAGGACUCGCCUAGUAUUUCGAGUUGCUAG